AUGGUUAUCGCAGUACUAUCCUUCAAGAGCAGUCGAGCUGAUGAGCUUAUACGAGUCAUAGAAUUUGAACGAGAUAUUAAGCUGUUCACACUUGUUAGCUCUCCAUUUGAGUAUUUAAAGGCUUGUACAGCAGAGGGGAAUACAACUUCAUCAUGCGUAGAGAAUAAUACAUUUUCUUUUCUAAUAGAGAUGGGCUAUGAAGCCGACGAAGCUUAUACAGCUAUUAAAAGAUGUGGUAAAGAUACCCCAAUAAUGGAUGUGAUUGAAUUCAUUGAUGCUGCGCGUAUGCGCCAUGAUGCACAUGUUGCUCCUUCAGAGGUAAAGGUAGAGGAGCUGCAGUCCAACAGACACAACCAUGAAUUAAAUAGGAGUACGAGGUUCAAGAAACGAAAAAUGGAUGAAAUGGCUCGUCUAUCAAAUAAAAUGAUAGGAUUCGGGGUCCCUGGUGUACCAGUGCCACCCAUGGUUAUUAAUAGAAAUCUUCCCCAUUAUAUAAGAGGUCCUCCUUACUUUUACUAUGAGAAUGUAGCACUUACCCCUAAAGGAGUUUGGAGUACGAUAUCAAGGUUCUUGUACGAUAUUGAGCCAGAGUUCUUAGACUCCCAAUACUUUUGCGCCGCUCAGAGGAAAAGAGGCUAUAUACAUAACCUCCCAACCAAUAACAGAUUCCGGCUUCUUCCUAUUCCUCCUACCACUAUUCAAGAAGCAUUCCCUCUAUCAAGGCCCUGGUGGCCAGCUUGGGACACAAGAACUAAGCUCAACUGUCUGGUUACAUGUGUAGGAAGUGCUCCACUUACCGAGAGGAUAAAGAUAGCAGUCGAAAAAUCAGCUGAAAAUGAGCAUUUUAGGUAA
This is a messenger RNA of Olea europaea var. sylvestris, 852 nucleotides long. Its product is annotated as DNA (cytosine-5)-methyltransferase DRM2-like. Bases 1 to 852 code for a protein of 283 amino acids. The transcript has 4 exons. Gene Ontology annotation, cellular component: nucleus. Gene Ontology annotation, molecular function: DNA (cytosine-5-)-methyltransferase activity. Lineage: Eukaryota; Viridiplantae; Streptophyta; Magnoliopsida; Lamiales; Oleaceae. The record is from RefSeq and is a predicted model, not a curated record.